GCGGCGACAGCGGCGUUCAAUGUCCUAACGGGGAGCGGCGGCGGGCGAGCCGGGCCCCUCCAUGCGGGGGCCGCGGGGCCGCAGCGCUCUGGCCGCCUUCGCGCUGCUGGCGGUGGUGCUGUGGGGGGGAGCGGCGGGCGGCCCGGAGCCGCCGCGUCCGGGAGAUGCCGCGGCCGCCGUGGAGGCCGCGUUCGGGCUGGGGGCGGCCGCCGCGCCCGCCGCCCUGCCCGCCGGGCCCGCCGACGUGACGGUGGAGGACGAUGAGGGCAGCGUGGCCCCCGCGGCGUCCCCCGGAGAGCAGGAGGCGGAGGGGAGCGGAGAGGCCCGGAGCGGCAGCAGAUCUCUAGUAAUUAUCAGCACUUUGGAUGGACGAAUUGCUGCACUGGAUCCAGAAAACAGUGGGAGAAAACAGUGGGAUCUGGAUGUGGGAUCAGGUUCUCUUGUGUCAUCCAGUCUCAGCAAACCAGAGGUAUUUGGAAAUAAGAUGAUAAUCCCUUCCUUGGAUGGGGACCUUUUCCAGUGGGAUCGGGAUCGAGAGAGCAUGGAAGCAGUUCCUUUCACAGUAGAAUCUCUUUUGGAGUCAUCCUACAAAUUUGGCGAGGAUGUGGUCCUGGUUGGGGGAAAGUCUUUGACGACCUAUGGGCUGAGCUCCUACUCAGGGAAGGUGAAGUACAUCUGCUCGGCUGUGGGGUGUCGCCGGUGGGACGACGAUGAGACGGAGCAGGAGGAGACGCUCCUGUUACACCGAACCCAGAAAACAGUCCGUGCUGUUGGACCCCGCAGCGGCAAUGAAAAGUGGAAUUUCAGUGUUGGUCACUUCGAGCUGCGCUAUGUCCCAGAUAUUGAAAGCAGAGCAGGAUACAUUGAGAGCAAUUUUAAAUCAACUAUGAACAAAGAAGAAACAAAAAUCAUUUCGGAUGUGGAGGAGCAGGAAGCUAUGAUGAAAGACACAGUGAUAAAGGUCUCGGUGGCUGACUGGAAAGUGAUGGCUUUUAACAAACGAGGAGGACAUCUGGAAUGGGAAUACCAGUUUUGCACUCCAAUUGCUUCUGCAUGGCUGCUUAAGGAUGGCAAAGUAAUUCCAAUCAGUCUGUUUGAUGACACAAGUUACACUGCAAAUAAUGAGGUACUGGAAGAUGAAGAAGAUCUUGUGGAAGCUGCCAGAGGGGCCACAGAAUCCAGUGUAUAUUUGGGUAUGUUCAGGGGCCAGUUGUAUCUUCAGUCAUCAGUCAGACUUUCUGAGAAAUUCCCAACCAACCCAAAGGCUCUGGAAUCCAAGAAAGAUAAUGCAAUUAUUCCUCUUCCCAAAAUCAAGUGGAAACCUUUAAUCCAUUCUCCUUCCAGGACUCCAGUGUUGGUGGGCUCCGAUGAGUUUGAUAAGUGCCUCAGCAAUGACAAGUAUUCUCAUGAGGAGUACAGUAAUGGAGCACUGUCAGUUCUGCAGUAUCCUUAUGAUAAUGGUUAUUACUUACCCUACUACAAGAGAGAGAGAAACAAACGUAGCAACCAGAUCACUGUUCGAUUUUUUGAUGAUACAAAUUACAAGAACAUUCGCAAAAAAGAUCCUGUUCUCCUGCUCCACUGGUGGAAGGAAAUUGUUGGCACCAUCAUAUUUUGCAUCGUGGCCACAACUUUUAUCGUACGCAAACUUUUCCAUCCCCAUCCGUACAGCAGACUGCGGAAGGAAUCUGAAACACAGUGUCAGACUGAUUGCAAAUAUGAGCCCACUUGUGGAGAUGUUAAAGACAACAGCUGGAGUGAUGUCAAGAACUCUGGAUACGUGUCAAGAUAUCUGACAGAUUUUGAACCAAUUCAGUGUCUGGGUCGUGGAGGUUUUGGAGUGGUUUUUGAAGCCAGAAAUAAAGUGGAUGACUGCAACUAUGCUAUCAAAAGGAUCCGUUUGCCCAACAGGGAGCUGGCUCGGGAAAAGGUGAUGAGGGAAGUCAAGGCAUUGGCUAAACUCGAACAUCCAGGGAUUGUCCGGUAUUUCAACGCGUGGCUGGAAGCUCCACCUGAGAGAUGGCAGGAAAAGAUGGAUGAACAGUGGUUAAAAGAUGAAAGCACUGACUGGCCACUCAGCUCUCCCAGCCCAAUGGAUGUCCCAUCAUUUAAGAUCAGGACAGAGCCAUUUUCGACGCAGGAACACAUUGAAAUUAUUGCCACUUCAUCAGAGGGGGUGGGAUCUGUGGGGAUACCCUGUGGUCAGUCAAAUUCAUCUGGAAGCCAUUUUUCUCCUCUGGAAUUUUCCGAGACAGACAACAGGGACUUAGAGCACUCAGAAGAUCCACUGUUAAACCUUCAGGACAGUGUCCUUAUGGGCUGUGAUGUAGAAGGCAGUACUAUCAACAGUAAUGAGCUGGAAAAUUCCUCCCUGGAAAUUUGCUCUUCAGCUGUUCCUGUUGUACACCUGAAGGAAGGGACCUCCUCUUCCAUUGUGUUUGAAGAUUCUGGCUGUGGAAAUGCUUCUAGUAAGGAAGAUAAAGUUGAUGUUUCACAUGAUGAGAAUCUUUCUGAGGAUAAAGGGAAAAGUACAAAGGAAUCUGAUAACAAGAAAUCUGCUUCAGGAAGUCCCCUCUCUGUUUCUCCACCAAGGCCAACAAGUUUAAGCCUGGACCUUUCUAAAAAUACUGCAGAAAAAGUUAAACCCACGUCUCCAAAGGUGUAUCUUUACAUCCAGAUGCAGCUCUGCAGGAAAGAGAACCUCAAAGACUGGAUGAGCAGAAGGUGUGAGAUAGAGGAGAGGGAAAGGACAGAGUGUCUGCAAAUAUUUCUGCAGAUAGCUGAGGCAGUUGACUUUCUGCAUAGCAAAGGAUUAAUGCACAGGGAUCUCAAGCCUUCCAAUAUAUUUUUCACAAUGGAUGACAUAGUAAAGGUUGGGGAUUUUGGACUGGUAACUGCUAUGGACCAAGAUGAGGAGGAGGAAUCAGUACUGACCCCAAUGCCAGCCUAUGCCAGGCACACAGGACAAGUAGGGACCAAACUCUACAUGAGCCCGGAACAGAUCUGUGGGAACACCUACUCGCACAAAGUGGAUAUCUUUUCUCUGGGACUGAUUCUCUUUGAGCUGCUUUACCCUUUCAGCACACAGAUGGAGAGGGUCAAGGUAUUUAUGUGUUUGGGUUAUCCUCGGAGCAUUUGUUUAAAGUAGCUAUUGACUGGGUGAAACACUGGCAAGAGGUUCCUGUCAGUUUUGAGAAAGCCUUGCAAUUAGCAGCACAACUUCUUUAUCAGCCUUGUACAGACCCCCUGAAUCACGGAAAAUAAAUUGCAGUCUUCCGAAUGUGUGCAGUUGAAUGGAGGCUUUAAUUUCUUUACAAAGCUCCUCUGUUGUCAAGCCAAGUAAGAGAAACUAUUGAACUAGGAUAUCCAAGAACUCAAGCAACAAAUAUAGCUUGUGACCUUAAGCCUACCAGCUUGGUUUUCAUUCAAGAACUGGAACCAUGCGGUGCAUUUUUAUUAUUUCUUCCUUUGUUUGUAUCUGCACUGCUUUUUCACCCAAAGCACUUUGUGAAAAAUUGCUGUUCCUUUUCCUGUAGUGAGUCUUAGCUGUGAGUCUCACUCAGCUUCAGGCCCAAUCUUCCCAUAACUGAUGACCUUCAUUGCAUCAAAUGUGGAUUUGGGAUGUUUGGUGGUUCGUUACAGCUCUUGCUUCCUGUUACAAUGAGGUCCAUCUUGCUCAGGAGCAAGUUCAUAGAGAACAAGGGCAACAGCCAGAAAGGCUUUUCCUCUUGUGCAUGGUGACCAGUGACCUGUGCAGGAGAGAAAGAGUCAUUAUAAUUCGUAUUUAUCAUUUAUAUGUGCUUGGGAGGGGUUACAUUCUCAUGUGGGGAUGGAGUGGGUUUAGCAGAGAGGUAAGAAACAACAACAGCCUGACCAAGUGCUUCACCCAUUGCAGUCUUUUGCUUAAAAUGCUCCAGCUUUUUAUGGCACAAAGGAGCAUAGUCUAGGGGAGGAACUAGUGUUUAAUUUUAACCUCUUGCACUGAAACCAAUUUCAAUUUCCCUAAAUCAGUUUUAGUAAAAAAAGAUUCCCAAUAAAGAGCCAUCCUGGAUUCUCUCUCUCACAGCAGAGACUACAAGCUUUGCCGUUCCAGUUAGCAAGUAAUUAGAAUCAAAUUUAAAUUGCAUCUAAUUCCGAUGUUUUACUUCAAAAAAGGGUUAAAAGAGUGCCCUGACCUCCCAUGAUUUUCACUAUCAUCCUGCUCCUUUUGCUAAAAUCCAGAAGGAACCUCCAAGCCCCUUCAUUGCCAAGUUCUGAAAUUUGGCUACUUCAGUUUUUUUCUGAGUUGUUACGCUGAGGUUUUCAUUGGCAUCAGCCAAGCAUUAGCAUUGCCUGCUGAAGCAAAACAUGCUCUGCCUGACCAAGUAACCCAGCAAAUUCUAGGAAUCCGUGACAACUGGCUGGAAAAAUCCCCAGAGGUGGAGCAUGAGACCUGCCUCUGUCUCAAGCUGUUAGCAGUUGGUCUGUGGCAGUGCAAUUUAUAUCCAAAUUAGAUGUUUUGAAAUAGGUCACUAGUUGCAGACUGAAUUGGCAGAGAAGGAGAAAAGUAUUUUGAAGCAUUUUAAUGUCAUAAAACUCAGUUCUCUUGAGCAGGAGUGUGACUGUUGCCCAUCACUAUUAACUGGUCAGUUUAUACUUUCAGCAGAGUAACAGUGAAUUGAAUUUCAGUUUAACUUUGGAAUUUUUAUAUUUUGUGCUCAAACAUUUGAAAAAGGAGAUCAUUCCUAAAAGAAAUGAAGGGCUGAAUAUUGUGCUUCUGGCUGAACACGGUAAAAGUACUGUCACUAGAUGGAGCCAGUGGCCUUGGUAUGGAAGAAACACAGAAAUACCCAUCACAACUGCUGAUAAAUCUGCUCGUUCCUCCAUAAAUGUUAAAUAAAGACUGGUGCUUGUGUUACUAAGACAGAGACAGUAAUUUCACAUGUCUUAAUACUGGUGUAGACCAUCUUGGGGGUUAUGGGUGGUACACAGAUCUGCUGACUUUGUUGAGCUGAAGUGAGAAAGUACAAGUUUGUGUAUCUGACUGAUUUAAAACUGCAGAGAUCACAAUUCUUGUAAUUUUUGUUGCAGUCUGUAUACAUGGAGAAGCAGCAACUUGUCUGUUCAAGUAUUUUGUGAUUUUUUUAAUCACUAAAGCAAGACUUUUUUAAAAGAAAUUUUUUUCCAUGAGGGUGAUUUGUUUGCAUAGUUUGCAUAUUUUUGAAGAAUAGAGUAAUAUUACUGAAGAA
Messenger RNA from Pipra filicauda (Wire-tailed manakin), 5228 nucleotides. RefSeq names its product eukaryotic translation initiation factor 2 alpha kinase 3 (gene EIF2AK3). Gene Ontology annotation, biological process: protein phosphorylation. Lineage: Eukaryota; Metazoa; Chordata; Aves; Passeriformes; Pipridae. The transcript is spliced from 15 exons. Gene Ontology annotation, molecular function: protein binding; protein kinase activity; ATP binding. The record is from RefSeq and is a predicted model, not a curated record. The coding region runs from base 62 to 3148 and encodes 1028 amino acids.